This is a messenger RNA of Ilyonectria robusta, 787 nucleotides long. RefSeq lists its product as uncharacterized. Bases 139 to 699 code for a protein of 186 amino acids. The transcript has a single exon. The record is from RefSeq and is a predicted model, not a curated record. Lineage: Eukaryota; Fungi; Ascomycota; Sordariomycetes; Hypocreales; Nectriaceae.
CCUAGGUUAUUCAAUUGGUUCAAUUUCUGUUUUCUUGUAGUUUCGUCCUUUGCGACAGAUUCCCACCAGUUUAAUCUGGACGGUGAUGUAAUGGCGCUGUGCACAAACGGUCGGAUCACAUGACGAAAUCCCCUGCGGAUGGAAACAACACGACAGAUCCACCCGCAUCCACUGCCUCCUGAUCUCGCAAGAUCGCAAGCUUCCCCCCAUCGCACCAAACCCAUUGACCAAAAAAGAAAGGAAAAAAAAGCCCCGAAAAACCCGUCCCGUCCCGCAAACGGCACCAUCAAGCUCCUCCUCCCCCUCCCACAGCGAAAUUUGCCCCGCCCCCGCUUCAGCUCCUGUGGGCGUUGUGGGCCAGUUCCCACGAUGGACGCAUGCGACCUUGCAUCCGCCCUCGUGGCGCCCCUGAAAAAAAGGUUCUGCGCUCGGGAUAUUACUAAAGUCAAUGGCCUUUCCCGAGGGUUGACGUGGGCUAGUGAUGCGAGCGGCGGGAAGGGCAUUGUCGAUCUCAGGGAUGUCUUGCGGGUGUGGUGGCACGGGGAGGAUCACCAUGACGACAUCUGGGGGAGCUUGGACGGGACGGGACGGGACGCUGUGUGUUGUCGAAUAUGUUCAUUUAGUAUGCAGAUGUGUACCCGGGUGUUUAUGUACUUGAUCCAUAUAUGCACAGCCCUUGGCCCGUCCAUGAUUCCGUAAUCGCCAUCCAUGAUAUUCCCCAUAUAUACUCCGAAAUGAAUCCUUUGCUUUGUCGUACAUGCCGGGUUGGGGUCGCCAUUCAACCGUG